AUGUCACAAGUAUCAAACCCAACCCAACCUACAUCAAGUGUAAAUGAAGUUUCAGAGACCACAUCUAUGAAAGUAGACCAAAGUGUAACACCUACCAUAACAAAUACUCUGAUGCCACUAUCACAACAAACAAUAACUACAAACCCAGUUAUUCAAGAAAGUCCUGAUCCACAUGAUUCUAACAUUACUUAUAAACAAUUAAACAAGUGGAGAUAUAGUAAUAAACCAUCUUAUAGUCAAGUUACAUUAUAA
Messenger RNA from Dentiscutata erythropus, 252 nucleotides. The record is from the annotation of a GenBank genome assembly. NCBI's taxonomy places the organism in Eukaryota, Fungi, Glomeromycota, Glomeromycetes, Diversisporales, Gigasporaceae.